AACAUCCUCUCGACCACAAGCACUGAAUUUGGCCUUUUCAUAUUUGACUCGUUUUUCAAUUUCAUUGACAAUAAGAUCUUGAACAGAGCUUUCCAUCCGGCGAACUCCAUCAAUAAUCCAAGGUGUUUGACAAAGUGUCGAUGAAAAAGGAAAAUCAACGCUCAUAAAGUGAUUACAAGAAGACGAUAAAAGUAGAGAAUCCUAGGACAAAACAAUACUCAAGGUGACCUUUAGGAACACGGAACUUACAAAUUAUUGGAGAGCUUGAUAAAUAGAGCCAUUAUGCAAGGAUUGGUAAUAAGUGAAAUUAUAUAAAUUGUUUGAACCGUCUAUUCAUGCGAGUUUGUGAAACUGGCUUUCAAAAGUCAUAUUGUAUUGGUAUCGUUCUAAUAAUGUUUAUGGUAUGCCUGAUGGUGUGAGGCUGAAAGAUCAUAUCAGUUCAGGCCAGUUUGAGCCAAGAGCAAACAUCGAUCUCAGCAGACCCCGCAACACCGGAAGUCGUAGUCCCUUUGCCAAUCGAGGAGGAUUGGCAAAGGUUAACAUACCAACAAGGAUUCCAAUUAAAAUAGAUACUCCAUCAUCUGUACCACCAGUACCAUCAGUUUCAUCUCCACCCUUAUCCGUUCCAUUAUCAUCAUCAGCCUCAUCCUCAUCGGUAUCAUCUCCAUUAACAUCUGAACUUUCACCAGAGAUUUAUUUUUUAAUUCGUCAACAUGCCAAGACAUUAACAGCCAUCAAUAAAAUUACCAAUCGUUUAGAGAAACUUGAGCACAAAGUUGAAGACAUAUGUAAAAAGGUUAAAAAAAUUGAUAAAUUUAAUGAAAGCCGUGGAAUGGGCGGCGGAGGAGGAGGAAUUAAGAAGGGUGAAUCUUCCUCUUCCUCUGGAAACAAUAAUACAACUACCACACCCAAUGCAUUAAGUGAUGACAGUGGAGUUGAAUACAGUCGGACAACAACUGGGACUGGUCAUGAUGAUGAUGAACUUUUAUGCCUGUUAAAUCAGAUAACCAAAUUUUCCGACUCAAUUAAGCAAACCUUAACUCAACCUAACAGUAAUAUUCACAGUCCACUGAAUCCAAGGACUGGUCAUCCAAUGAUUCCAGGUGAAAAUGGUUCAAUGGUUUACGGAUUGACCGGAAACACAUCUUCAACAGCCUCAUCAACUUUAAGGCAAUCCGUUACAUCAACUUCAAACACUAAGGGCAUUCGCUAUCCACAUCCACCCUCAACGCGGAAAACUCUACCAUCAUCUCCAGUGAAUCAGUCAAGGAUGGCUGACUGCCCUGAUCCAGCUUCGGCACCCCAGUCUUUCAGUGCCUUACUAUUUGAGUCAAAUGUUGAUCACUUCCUGGCUAACCUUGAUUUUAUGCCCGAGCCAGUUCGAGCUAGUGAAUAUUAUUAUCCGCCUUCAAUGCCCAUCUCUCCACCUCCUCAUCAUCAUCUAAAUCAUCAUCUACAACAUGUAAAAUCACACCCGGUUCCUGCUAGUCAUCUACUGACUGAAACUUUACAUCACCAGCACGAGCAACCAGAGCAGCAAUGAAUUGAUAAAUGCAAUGCUGUUUAUUAAAUAAUAUUAUCAAAUUAAAUGAUGCAUUAACAAAGAGUAAUAGCAAUAGAGAGAGCACGACAAUGAGAGCUAUAGAUAAGAGAGAUGAGAAGUUAAAAGGAGCAGGAAAGGAGGGAGUUAGCAACGAGAAAGAGAUUAGGAAAGAGACGACAAAAUGACAAAAAAAUAAAUGUAAACAAAUUUUUGAUGAGAAAAAGUUCAAAAAAAUUAAAAGGAUUGUUAGUGGCGCUACCGCGUUCUGCCCCUUUUCCCUUUUCCCUAUUUCUCAAACAUAGUUAACAUUGCGUGCUACCUCUUGUUAUACUCUUUGCAUAAAAGACUAAUCAACAAUCUCUCUUUGAAUUUCUUUCUUCAUCCUGUUGCUGCUUAAACUGAUAAAGAAACCAUCAUCAUUACCAUUAUUAUUUUCAUAGUUUACUUUGUUAAUCAAACUCUCCAAACACUCAGUUUGUGUUUAUGUUUUUACAGAGUUGAAGGUUAAAUAGUCACCUUGUCUAGUUGUACAUUGUUGAAUGAAAAUGAAACACACAAUUGUAAGUAGUUUAAUUAAUAACAUUUGAAUAAAUAAUUAAGCAAAA
Molecule: messenger RNA, 2148 nt
Organism: Tetranychus urticae (two-spotted spider mite)
Lineage: Eukaryota; Metazoa; Arthropoda; Arachnida; Trombidiformes; Tetranychidae
Source: RefSeq, a predicted model, not a curated record